UCGGAGAUGUACGUUUCCAAAACAUCAAGGAUCAAUUUGACUCUUUAGAAGAUUUCUGAUUACUCAGUGGCACAAGUCAUAGUUAUAACACACAGUUUUAACACCGCUUUCAUUCAAGAGGCUUAUCUUGGACGUUCUCAUUGUUCCAUUUGAUAUCAGCGAUCAGAUCUUUUAUCACUCACUGGUAAGGUCGGUAAGGUAGCUGCGUCUGUUUCAGAAGCGUUUUGUGGGAAAUAACGUCGUUGAAUGUGAUAUGAGCGCAAUAAACAUGCUUCGUUUUAAACUGCUGGUAAUUAAUGUCCUGAUCUCAUGGAUCUCAAUUGUUUCUCCUGAAAAAAAGAUUGUAGACAUUCAAACAGGUUAUGAUCCUGGCUCGUGUACCAAGAAGGAACGUGGUUUGCUAACAUUGAUCAAAGAUCGUUCAAACAAUGAUAAACUGUUAAUUUGCAAGGAAGAAAAUGGAGUUUAUGCCUGGAAAACAACGGACGGUUCCAGUCCCUCUGGCGAAUAUUUCAAUCCUGGCUACGACUGUACAGAUAUUUUGAAUAAGAAUUUUGAGUCCCGAGAUGGUUUUUACUGGAUAAAUUUGAAUCGAGGUGCUCCCAAGAGGGUUUAUUGUGACAUGACAACAGAUGGAGGAGGAUUUGCGCUGAUUGGUAAACUCAACAGUUCUGUAACAUGGACAGUUCCGUCCAAAAAUACAACAGUUGAUCCAUUUGGUAAAUCUCAGUGGUCCAGUGAUCUCGGUGACGCUCCAGUUCUUGAUUUCAGAAUACAAAUAUCAACCACGGAAAACUUAGCUAAAGCAAAUGCUCACUGGUCCUACAGACUGCGAAAUAUUCGUCCUCUUAAAAAUAUCAUGAUUGUUAAUCACGGGGGUUGUGGAGCAACAUCACCAGGCAUUGGUGACAUCGCUUAUGUCAAAGAUCUCCGGACUGAGAAAAUUGUCGCGACAAAAUUCCGUUGUUCUCGGUUUGGAAUGCAUCAACAUUCUUUUCUUAAAAUCGGAUGGGCGAUGAUGAACGAAUGCUUCGAAAAACAAUGUCCUCUUGGUUUUGCUUUUCAUCAAAUGUUUAAUAUCCAAACAGACUCGUCAGGAUCUUUCAGCUACAGUGUUGUUAGCGAUACAUCAGGAAUCCGUCACAAUUCAACCGCAUUUAUUGGCUGCGACAAGGGAGUGUGUUGUAGCUGUUUUAGUCCGCCGGGCAGCACAGACGAUCUCUGUGGCACGGAUUGUCAAGCAAAACCUGGCGCAAAUGUGGUAAAGAAUGUUUAUUCAUGGUUCUGGGUGAGGACAUCUUCACCAAAGAAAGUUUGGAACAAAUGCAUGGAUUAUAAAGUUUCCGAAGCUGAGGGAGACGAGGUCUGGUACAAGUUGAUUGGUCAAAACGUUGUCCCCAAGAGAGGUCGUUGUUCAACAAACGAGCCGCGUUUAAAUGAUGGAAUUAUAGUUAUUCCGGAUAACAGAAAUGUCCCAGAGGUCACAGGAAUAUUCAAAUUUCGAGAAGAUAAUCAAAAACUUUAUGUAAGGUCAAAUAAUAGCUGGAAUAUGAUAGCAGAAGAAAAGAUUCUAACUGAAGUUAAUGUUGCCGUCGCUAAACUUACAUCACGUUUGGAUAAAUUGAAUCGGAGAGUGGAAACAAAAGCGAGUUGCGCUGGCUUGUAUCGAACCGGAGCAAGAAUGGACGGAGUCUACACAAUAGAUCCCGAUGGUCAGGGAUCGUUUCAAGUGAGAUGUGAUAUGACCACAGAAAGAGGAGGCUGGACCGUGUUUCAAAGAAGACAAGAUGGAAAUAAAAAAUUCUGCCUUCGAUGGUCAAACUAUAAAGCAGGCUUUGGUGAUCUUAACGGCGAGUUCUGGUUAGGCCUUGAUAAAAUACAUCGUUUGUGGAAAUCUGGCCAAAAUGUUUUAAGAGUUGAUUUGAUGGAUUUCAAUGGCGCUGAACGUUACGCUAAAUAUGGAAAGUUUAGUGUGGCUGAUGAAUCAGACAAAUACAGAUUGAAUAUUGGAAAUUAUUCAGGUAACGCAGGUGAUUCUCUGGCUUAUCACAAUAAAAUGCAGUUCACUACCAAGGAUAGCGACAAUGAUAGGUAUCGUAGUAAUUGUGCUACGAGACACAAUGGAGCUUGGUGGUACAAAUCUUGUCAUCAGUCUAACCUCAAUGGCCUGCACCUGGGUGCAGGUCAGAAUGAUUUCAGCGGAAUAAGAUGGAACAGCUGGCACUAUAAUUCUAUGAAAAAGACAGAGAUGAAAAUUCGUCCAAACCAGUUCUAAGAAAAGGACGAGCUUUAGCAGGGACAUCAUAAAUAUAUUUACUGACUGGCAAGAAUAUCGAGUGUGUUGAUUUUUCUAGUUGUAAACAGAAAAAUGCACGCAAAUCAAUUUGUGAUUGUUUACUAUCAUUCUAAUCGCAAAAAAUACUCUAUUGAUAUAAUAACGGUAUAAUAACAGACCUAAGUCAGUGAUGGUUACUAGGGAUGCAAAAAUUCAAACCGGUUUACAUUAACUCGGUUAUCCGAUAUUCAAAGAAUUGUAAAAUAACUUUGAGCAAGUAGUCUUUAUAAAACCAAGUUGCAAGAAUAUCGUAACGUUUAGGGAUGUUUAAAGCGACUGCCAGAGAUAAUAUUUUUUACUUAUUUCAAUGCCUCAAAGUCAUUUCACGCCCAUGGUUUGAUCUCGAGUAUCCGGGAUCAUAAAUUCCUAACCAAAUGAAUAAUACGUUUGAAACUUUUGACUAAAAAAGGUAAAAAAAAGGUAUAACUAUAUAAAAAGGUAAAAUUUUGUAGUUGUGACGGUAGAGAUUUUUAAUGUCUGAGCCCUGAAUAAAUAUAUUUAAUAUUCAUUUUUUGUAAACUUACGUUUUGAUUGAUCGAUUUGUGUACCACGAUAG
Dendronephthya gigantea is the source of this 2891-nucleotide messenger RNA. RefSeq lists its product as uncharacterized. NCBI's taxonomy places the organism in Eukaryota, Metazoa, Cnidaria, Anthozoa, Malacalcyonacea, Nephtheidae. The coding region runs from base 254 to 2275 and encodes 673 amino acids. The record is from RefSeq and is a predicted model, not a curated record. The transcript is spliced from 15 exons.